AUGUCGUUCGAAGCUUCUCGCUCACAAGAUUCUUUAAUUCACUCCAGGAACCAAGAGGACCAGCCUAAAGACUCAGCCUCACAGUUAAACACUGGAUUUAUCUCUCUAAUCGAGUCAGCGCAGGCGCCAAGCUACCAACAAGGCUUUCCAACCCAAACGACGACUUGGUCAUUUAAUGCGCCAGCGCCAGAACCAGGUCCAACACAUAACUUUUCAACCUCUCUGCAAAGCUCUCAUAAUUCAACGGCUUCGCUAGACUCUAGCGCCAAUAUUCCAUCUUCUAUUCUGCAUUCCGAUACCUCACUUGCUGGACAGAGUGACCAGCCCUCUUUUGACAGUAUUGGCCCUGAAGAACAGUUGACUGACGACCAAGGAAGUGGCCUUGGUAUAACAUCAUACCCUAUGUCCGUAGCAUCAGAGACAUAUUUCGCUGGCCCGAUGCAGCCUCACUCUCAACAUUAUGCCUGGACCGAUCGCCCUUUUCAACCGCUGCAGUCGCCCCCAGGGAACAUGAACCAACAGUUCCCACCUCCGAAUCCACAGCCAUAUCCCCCAACUGGAUACCCAGUCGGUUAUAGCGGACAGACCGGUGGGCCUCUAUCUAAUUAUCACCAAGACCUCCCGGCACCAUCAUCAUAUCUUUCUACAGCGCCUGGUAGCGCUCAACGACAGCAUCAAACUCGCAGCCCAUCGACAUCUCGGCAUUUCCCUCCCCAUUCAGCUGCUGGGCACAUGCCCGAUCAAGCGCUUUUGCCCUCUUCACCCCCUUAUAAUAUGAUGGGCCAGCCUCCAUACUAUCAUCUUCCAGAAGCACCACCAGUUCCAUCUUCUCAUCAUUCCUCGAUCAACUCGCACACAUCUUCAAUGAUGCACGAUCCCAUAUAUUCCCACGACUCGGUAAACGCCGCUUCAAACAAAGAACAUCAGCUUCAUGCGAUGAGCUCGCGACCAAGACCGCAGUGCUGGGAUCACGGCUGUAAUGGUCGAGAAUUCUCGACAUUCAGCAAUCUUCUUCGACACCAGCGCGAAAAGUCCGGUGUGGUCGCCAAGGCAGAGUGUCCUGUGUGCGGAGCUGUGUUUACCCGCACGACGGCGCGCAAUAUUCACGUUGCCCAGGGCAAAUGUAAAAGCGCGGGAGGAGAAUCGUCGACUGAGUGA
This is a messenger RNA of Penicillium cosmopolitanum, 1158 nucleotides long. RefSeq lists its product as uncharacterized. The record is from RefSeq and is a predicted model, not a curated record. NCBI's taxonomy places the organism in Eukaryota, Fungi, Ascomycota, Eurotiomycetes, Eurotiales, Aspergillaceae. The transcript has 6 exons. The coding region runs from base 1 to 1158 and encodes 385 amino acids.